Didymodactylos carnosus is the source of this 759-nucleotide messenger RNA. Lineage: Eukaryota; Metazoa; Rotifera; Eurotatoria; Philodinida; Philodinidae. The record is from the annotation of a GenBank genome assembly.
AUGAGGAAGUUUGAGCACGUAGUUUGCAGGACACCCUGUAGUCAAAUUGUGAAUGGAAUUACAUCUGCUAACUUGGGGAAACCUAUUUACAAAGAAUUACUUGAUCAGCACAAUUCAUACAUUCGUGCACUUCAAACUUGUGAGGUUGAUAUCACAAUAUUGCCGUCUCUAGAAGACUACCCCGAUUCAGUGUUUGUGGAGGAUGUUGCUCUCUGCACACCAAAGUGCGCCAUUGUGACACUGCCAGGUGCUGACAGUAGGUGUGGAGAAGCUUCACUCAUGACGCCCGUACUUCGCAGGUUCUAUGAGCAUAUUGAAUGCAUUCAGGCUCCUGGAACGCUUGAUGCUGGUGAUGUCAUGAUGGUUGGUGAUCACUAUUACAUUGGGGCAUCUACCAGAACAAAUGCUGAGGGCGCUGCUCAACUCAUUGCAAUUCUGAAUAAGUAUGGAAUGACUGGCUCUGUUGUCAAACUCGAGAAGGGUCUCCAUUUGAAGACGGGACUUACUUAUUUGGAGAAUAAUAAUUUACUGGCUGCAGGUGAGUUUAUCAGUAAGCCAGAGUUCCAAAAGUACAACAUUGUGGUUGUACCUGAAGAGGAAGAGUAUGCUGCAAAUUGCAUCUGGGUCAAUGAGAAUGUGAUCAUGCCUGCUGGAUAUCCAAUCACAAAAGCAAACAUUCAGAAACUGGGAUAUAAUGUCAUUGAAGUGAACGCUUCUGAAUUCCGCAAACAUGUUGUGGUUCGAAGAAGUGUUGCAUAA